AUGUCCUACCAAAAUCAGCCCUACCAGCAAGGCCAAGGCCAGCAGUACAACCAGAACAACUGGGGCCAGCAGCCACAGCAGCACCAGCAAUAUGGCCAGCAGUACAAUCAGCAUGGGUACGGACAGCAGCAGCAACCACAGCAAUACGGCCAACAACAGUACAACGCACCACCACAUUCACACAGCCCUCAACCACAGCACAAUUCGAUGUCACACAACACCACCCCAACCAAAGCCGCCGACGCUGGCACCUUUCACGGCGGCAGCUACAAGAUCGACCACCGGGACACAAACUCCAUCCUGACUAUCACCCUACAACCCAAUGCCCCUGUGCGCUCCGUGUCCGGCGCUAUGAUCCAUAUGUCUGCGUCCGUUGUCUUGACAGGCAAGCUCAAAUUCAGCAUGAAGAAAAUGUUCAUUACUGGUGGCGACAUGGCUGAGUCGACAUACACCGGACCUGGUGUCGUAGCACUGGCACCAACGCUGCCAGGAGAUAUCUUCACGCUGCCGAUUGACGGGUCAGGGAAGUGGAAGGUUGGAAAGGACGCGUGGUUGGGAUGCACGCAGGGCGUCACAAGGGAGACGAAGAGUCAGGGGAUCGGCAAGGCGCUGUUCUCAGGCGAGGAUCUGUUCGUGUACCAUGUCAUGGGCCAGGGUCUGGCAUGGCUGACGAGUUUUGGAGCUGUCGAGCGGUUGGAUCUCCAACCAGGUGAACAGCACAUUGUCGAUAACGGCCAUCUAGUUGCGUGGAACUGUGACUACAAAAUCGAACGGGCCGGUGGCGGGAGUAUGACAUCGAUGAAGACUGGCGAAGGUCUAGUCUGUCGCUUCACUGGGCCAGGAUCUGUCUACUUCCAGACCAGGAAUGAGCAGGAGUUUGCCAAUUGGAUCCGAAUGGUUGCUCCUUCAGGAGGAUGA
Messenger RNA from Cyphellophora attinorum, 918 nucleotides. RefSeq lists its product as uncharacterized. NCBI's taxonomy places the organism in Eukaryota, Fungi, Ascomycota, Eurotiomycetes, Chaetothyriales, Cyphellophoraceae. The record is from RefSeq and is a predicted model, not a curated record. Bases 1 to 918 code for a protein of 305 amino acids. The transcript is spliced from 2 exons.